This is a messenger RNA of Tripterygium wilfordii, 1697 nucleotides long. RefSeq names its product nematode resistance protein-like HSPRO2. The coding region runs from base 107 to 1528 and encodes 473 amino acids. Gene Ontology annotation, molecular function: metal ion binding; heme binding. Gene Ontology annotation, biological process: defense response. The transcript has a single exon. NCBI's taxonomy places the organism in Eukaryota, Viridiplantae, Streptophyta, Magnoliopsida, Celastrales, Celastraceae. The record is from RefSeq and is a predicted model, not a curated record.
AGUCUCAUCUCCUCAAACACAACCAUUACAGAAGGCGAAAGAAAAUUCAAGAUAGCAAUACGCACCGUUCCCUUCGUUUUCUUCCUCUUCAUUAUCUUACCGGGAAAUGGUCGAUCUGGACUGCAAAGCAAAGAUGAUCUCACCUAACAUGCCAAAUAUGCCAAACAAAUCCACUAAGCUUUCUACCAAAAUUCACAUAUCCAUCCCUCCAACGGCGUCGUUCCCUCCAGUAACGAAUCGGUCGCCGGUUGCAGCUUCCGAUUCGGCUUGCUCGGCUUACGAGCAGUAUCUUCGCAUACCGGAGCUUAGUAAGAUAUGGAGCUUUAGGCAAUUUUCUGGAUGGGAGAACGAGUCGAUUCUUAAACCGGCGUUGCAGGCUCUAGAAAUCACGUUUCGGUUAGUUUCUACGGUUUUGUCGGAUCCGAGGCCGUAUGUCAACCAGCGGGAGUGGAAAAGACGGUUAGAGUCGCUCGCGGCUAGUCAGGUUGAGCUCAUCGCGAUGAUGUGUGACGAGGAGGAAGAGAACGGCGAGACACGUGGAAACGCGCCGAUCGCGGAUCUGAGCUCUUCCACCGGAGUACUGGCACGCGAUGGAAGUUUCGCUGAGGUAUGGAAGGCUCCUGGAGAUUCCGUCGUGGUCAACCGGACAAGCGAGGCCAGCCUCCUCCCUCGUCUCGCUACGUGGCAGAAAUCUGAGGACAUAGCGCAGAAGAUCCUAUACUCCAUCGAGUGCGAGCUCCGCCGGUGUCCGUACACUCUAGGUCUCGGCGAACCUAACCUCACCGGCAAGCCAAACCUCGAGUACGACGCCGUUUGCAGGCCAAACGAGCUUCACGCUCUGAAAAAGAGUCCAUACGAUUUGGAUAACCACGAGAACCAGACUCUGUACACAACGCACCAGAUAUUCGAAUCGUGGAUCUACACAGCCCAAGAACUAAUUAAACGCAUCGUUUCGAGGAUCGAGAGCAAGAAAUUCGACCAAGCAUCAAGCCACUGCUACUUGCUGGCGCGGAUAUGGAAGUUUCUAGAAGAAAUUCAAGAUCUCCACCUUCUAAUGGAUCCGGAUGAUUUUCUAAAGCUGAAGAAUCAAUUGUCGAUCAAAUCGGUAGACGAAACGGAGGCGUUUUGUUUCAGAUCAAGAGGACUCGUGGAGAUAACAAAAGCAUGCAGGGACUUGAAGCACAAGGUACCGGAAAUUCUAGGAGUGGAGGUGGAUCCCAAAGGUGGGCCCAGGGUACAGGAGGCAGCGAUGAGAUUGUACGGUGAUAAGAGGGAUGCGGACAAGAUCCAUCUGCUACAGGCAUUGCAGGGGAUAGAGGCCGCCUUGAAGCGGUUCUUCUACGCGUACAAGCAGGUGUUGGUGGUGGUGAUGGGGAGUUUGGAGGCCAAAGGAAACAAAAUAUUCACGAGUUCCGACUCGUGCGACUCGCUGAGUCAGAUAUUCCUGGAGCCCACUUGUUACCCGAGUUUGGAUGCUGCUAAGACGUUCUUGGGAGAGUUUUGGGGGGCACGAGUCACUCGUGAGUAGAAGUUGGGCUCAAUAUUUGACCGACUUGGUAGAAUUGGAUAGAGGAUUAUAUAUGUACUUGAAUUGGAGGAUUGAAAUCUAAUUAUUCUUUGGAUUGUUUAUUUGCUAAAUUUUCUUUAAUUUGUAUGAUUUUUUGUUGGUAGAAUUGGCAUGAACAUGUGUUCGUUCA